Molecule: messenger RNA, 671 nt
Organism: Periophthalmus magnuspinnatus
Lineage: Eukaryota; Metazoa; Chordata; Actinopteri; Gobiiformes; Gobiidae
Gene: brk1
Product: BRICK1 subunit of SCAR/WAVE actin nucleating complex
Exons: 3
Coding region: 43-270 (75 amino acids)
Biological process (GO): actin filament organization; cell motility; regulation of actin polymerization or depolymerization
Cellular component (GO): SCAR complex
Molecular function (GO): protein-containing complex binding
Source: RefSeq, a predicted model, not a curated record
GCACUAAGCACUGCUGCUUCCUGAUUGUCUGACGCUUUCAACAUGGCUGGUCAGGAGGACCCGGUGCAAAGAGAGAUCCACCAAGAUUGGGCGAAUCGAGAAUACAUUGAAGUUAUAACCAGCAGUAUUAAGAAGAUUGCUGACUUCCUUAAUUCCUUUGACAUGUCCUGCCGAUCUCGCUUGGCCACCCUCAACGAGAAGCUAACAGCGCUGGAAAGGAGGAUUGAAUACAUUGAAGCAAGAGUAACAAAGGGGGAGACGUUGACCUAAACUGCACAAUGCACCAUAAAGCCACUUCCCUCCCUCCAAUCCAACCUCGUUCUCGACAUAAGUGUGAUGGAUUCCAGAUGUUUUGCUCCUGGGACUGUUUUGACCAUUUUUAUAUUUAACAAGAAAUGUGUGUUUUUAUUUUAUUAAACAUUUAUGUAAGAAGAAUGCUUUUGUUAAAAUUAUUUGACAUGGUGAAUACAAUAUCACAACUGUAUUAACAUGAUAAUAACCAUUUGCUAGUGUCUGUGACAUUACUCACCAUGGAUUUUAAGAAAACCAUGUUUCUGAGUGCCAAGAUUUAUUUGUUGUGUAGUUUUCUUCCCUAAUAUGGUUUUCCUUGUACAUUGAAUUGGUAAUUGUUGUAAGAAUGAUAUGAUAAUAAAUAUACAAAUUAUUAAUGA